CUCCCUCAAAUUUGGCAACUACCAAGUCGAAUCCUAACCGCGAAGAGAGGCGAAGAAAAAGUUGAGAAAACCCUAGAGGUCAAAGAUGGUUGCUGGAGCGGAAGUCAUCCACCAUACCAUGCCUGUGCUAGAUGUGCAGUUCCGGUGCAUGUCGAAGGAGAUCGAGGAGAUCGUGGAGUUAUCGGCGACGGCUGUGACGCCGGCGGCUGCGCCGCCUUUGUGUCGGCAAGUGGCUCGGGUAUCGGGACCUUUACCCGCUGAGGUCGCCGUAGCUUCUGAACUGGACUUGAGAACCUCUGAUGCCACUCCAAAUGAUUUAGAACCGGUCAUUUUCCAAUUCAUUCCCAGUAUCCGAUCAGGAAGCUUUGCUGAUAUUGGACCUCGGAGAUACAUGGAAGAUGAGCAUAUACGCAUAGAUGAUUUGUCUGCUCAUCUUGGUUCUAUAUUUACUUGUCCUUCACCAAGUGCAUUCUAUGGGAUUUUUGAUGGUCAUGGAGGCCCUGAUGCAGCAGCCUACAUCAAAAGGCAUGCAAUUAGGUUAUUCUUUGAAGAUGUUGAGUUCCCACAGGCAUCAGAAGCCAAUAAUGUCUUCAUAGAAUCAGUGGAGGAUUCAGUGCGGAAAGCAUUCCUUCAUGCUGAUCUUGCUCUAGCUGAUGACUGCACUGUUAAUACUUCCUCUGGAACAACUGCGCUCGCUGCAUUGAUCUUUGGAAGGCUUCUAUUAGUCGCGAAUGCUGGGGAUUGCCGGGCUGUGUUGUGCCGGAAGGGUAGAGCAGUAGAUAUGUCACAGGAUCACAGGCCCAUCCAUGCAGCUGAAAGGCAAAGGGUGGAGGCCUGCGGUGGCUAUAUUGAUGAUGGUUACCUCAAUGGGAUGCUCUCUGUUUCCCGGGCGCUUGGAGAUUGGGACAUUAAGCUUCCUCGAGGCUCGCCAUCUCCACUGAUUGCCGAGCCAGAGUUCAUGCAAGCGGUGCUAAUGGAGGAUGAUGAGUUUCUAAUCAUCGGCUGCGACGGCAUAUGGGAUGUAAUGUCCAGCCAACAUGCUGUGAAUUUAGUUCGGAGGGAACUUCGACGCCAUGACGAUCCAGAGCGAUGUGCAAGGGAGUUGGUCAUGGAAGCACUGAGGCUCAAAACCUUCGAUAAUCUCACCGUCAUCGUUGUUCGUCUUUCUCCCCCCGAACAUUGCGAUUCUGCUAUGCAGCUGGAUCAGCAGCAGAGAUCACAGCUGCCAGUUCAAAGAUUGAAGAGCUGUAGCUUAUCAACUGAGGCACUUUACAAUCUAAAGAGUUGGCUGGAGAGGUGAUGCAGUGAACAUGAAGAAUGGCUGGUGUUUGUAAGAGAGAUGAUGAAAAAUGUUAUUGAAUUGUCGGUACUAGAUGCAGCCAACAUUUUUGUAGGUUUUUUUUUCCUUUUUUUUUUUUCUCCCUUAUGAUUGUUGGUGGGAUUGUAUUCUGUAUAUAUAGAUGUGAUAGUAGUAGAGGCUUGAUUGGAUAGGGUAGUGUAUUAUUAUCUCUGUUAUAGUCUGUCAUCUCUCUCUCUCUCUCUGAUUUUAUCAGAUAUUUUCUUUCUUUACACAUUUUGUUUAUUUCAGUUACCUCUGUAGUUUGGUGAACUGCUCUAUUUGUGAGAUAGUGUGAAAGGUAGAUUCCUGGUUUUAGGAGAAAAUUGUGCCACGUUUUUGGUUCGUGGAAGUGGAAUAUAGAUAUUUUGAGAGAGGUUGGUGAUUA
This is a messenger RNA of Dendrobium catenatum, 1724 nucleotides long. Its product is annotated as probable protein phosphatase 2C 2. Bases 86 to 1300 code for a protein of 404 amino acids. Lineage: Eukaryota; Viridiplantae; Streptophyta; Magnoliopsida; Asparagales; Orchidaceae. The transcript has 4 exons. Gene Ontology annotation, molecular function: protein serine/threonine phosphatase activity; cation binding. The record is from RefSeq and is a predicted model, not a curated record. Gene Ontology annotation, biological process: protein dephosphorylation.